GGCGAGACGCGAGAGGCGGGAGGGAGGCGGUGGCGCGCCCAGCCCCGCCCGCCCGACCGACCUAGCGUCGGACGCGGCCCGGCGCCGAGCCAUGGAGCCUGAGCCAGUGGAAGAUUGUGUGCAGAGCACGCUUGCCGCCUUGUACCCACCAUUCGAAUCCACAGCCCCCACCCUGUUGGGUCAGGUGUUCCAGGUGGUAGAGAGGACUUAUCGGGAGGAUGCACUGAGGUACACACUGGACUUCCUGGUACCAGCCAAACACCUGCUUGCCAAGGUCCAGCAGGAAGCCUGUGCCCAGUAUAGCGGAUUCCUCUUCUUCCAUGAGGGCUGGCCCCUCUGCCUGCACGAGCAGGUGGUGGUGCAGCUAGCAGCUCUGCCCUGGCAGCUGCUGCGCCCAGGAGACUUCUACCUGCAAGUGGUGCCCUCUGCAGCCCAAGCACCCCGUCUGGCCCUCAAGUGUCUAGCCCCAGGGGGUGGGCGGGUGCAGGAGUUGCCUGUGCCCAAUGAGGCCUGUGCCUACCUAUUCACACCUGAGUGGCUGCAAGGCAUCAACAAGGACCGACCAACAGGUCGUCUCAGCACUUGCCUACUAUCUGCACCCUCUGGGAUUCAGAGACUGCCCUGGGCCGAGCUCAUCUGCCCACGAUUUGUACACAAAGGGGGCCUCAUGGUUGGACAUCGGCCAAGCACAAUACCCCCAGAACUGCCACCUGGACCCCCAGGGCUUCCUAGCCCUCCACUCCCUGAGGAGGUGCUAGGCACCCGGAGUCCUGGGGAUGGGCACAAUGCUCCUGCCGAAGGACCAGAGGGUGAGUAUGUGGAGCUAUUAGAAGUGACGUUGCCUGCGAGAGGAAGCCCCACAGAUGUUGAGGGCCUUUCUGGCCUGUCUAGAACCCGGACAGUACCCACCCGCAAGAGUGCUGGAGGGAAGGGCCGGCACCGGAGACACCGGGCAUGGAUGCACCAGAAAGGCCUGGGGACUCGGGACCAGGAUGGAGCACGCCCACCUGGUGAGGGAAGCAGCACCAGAGCCUCUCCUGGGUCCCCCCCUGGAGCUGAAGCUCUCCCAGAGGCAGCAGUCCUGGAGGUGUCUGAGCCUCCAACAGAAGCCUUGGGAGAAGCCUCUGAAUCUUGCCCCCUUCGGCCAGAGGAAUCUGGAGGAGGAGCAGGCCAGGGAACUGAAGGACCAGUUGGUACACCUCGGAGAACAGGCAAAGGAAACAGGAGAAAGAAGCGAGCUGCAGGCAGAGUGGCUCUUAGCCGAGGAGGGGAUAGUGCCCCACUCAGCCCUGGGGACAAGGAAGAGACCAUCCACCAGGAAGCCCUUGUCAAUCUGCUUUCACCAAAUGUACAAGAGCUUCCAGAAUCCAGUCUAGUUAAGGAAGAGAAUGAAGGCUCUGGAAAGCCAGAAUGUGAACCAAAAGAGGAGCUCACACCAGCAGGUGAAAAAGAGCCUUGGCUUUCAGAAGAUUGUGGGCCUAAAGAAGGAGGGCCCCAAGAGAGAGUGCAAGAGGGAUCAAACCUGGCAAGUAUGGCAGGAUCCACAGAGGGGCUCCUGUCUGACCCCCUAACACAACCCCUGGAGACAGUGCAGGAAGUAAAAGGGGAUAGCAUCCCAGAAGAGGCCCCUCCAGUCUCCAUCUCUGAUGACCCUGAUGUAGCUUGGGACUUGAUGGCAUCUGGAUUCCUCAUCCUGACUGGAGGGGUGGACCAGAGUGGGCGAGCUCUACUGACCAUUACCCCACCGUGCCCUCCUGAGGAGCCCCCACCCUCCAGAGACAUGCUGAGCACUACUCUUCAUUAUCUCCACUCACUGCUCAGGCCUGAUCUUCAGUUAUUGGGACUGUCGGUUCUGCUCGACCUUCGCAAGGCACCUCCACUGCCUCCAGCACUCAUUCCUGCCCUGAGUCAACUUCAGGACUCAGGAGACCCUCCCCUCAUUCAGCGGCUAUUGAUUAUCACCCAGGAUGACCCUCCGGCUGAAUUCCAUGGACUUCAGGGUGCUGAGUUGCUGUCUGAGAAUGAUCUGAAAAGAGUGGCCAAACCAGAGGAGCUACAGUGGGACUUAGGAGGUCACAGGGACCCCUCUCCCAGCCACUGGGUAGAAGUACAUCAGGAAGUGGCAAGGCUAUGCAGCCUGUGUCAAGGUGUGUUGAGCUCUGUAAGGAAGGCCAUUGAGGAACUGGAGGGAGCAGUGGAGCCAGAGGGAGAGGAGAUGGUGGGAAUGCCUGAACCCCUGCAGAAAGUGCUGGCAGAUCCCCGGCUGACUGCACUGCAGAGGGAUGGAGGAGCCAUCUUGAUGAGGCUACGCUCCACUCACAGCAGCAAGUUGGAGGGCUCAGGCCCAGCUACACUAUAUCAGGAGGUGGACGAGGCCAUUCAUCAGCUUGUGCGCCUCUCCAACCUGCACGUGCAGCAGCAGGAGCAGCGGCAACGCCUGCAACAACUCCAGCAGGUGUUGCAGUGGCUCUCAGGCCCAGGGGAGGAGCAGCUAGCCAGCUUCACUGUGCCCGGAGACUCCCUGUCUACCCUGCAGGAGAUAGAAUUGCGAUUCCGAGCCUUCAACACUGAGGUUCAGGAGCGCCUAUCCCAGGCACGGGAGGCUGUUACUCUGGAGGAGGACAUGGCCUCCCAAAAGGUUCUGGAUAUCUUUGAGCAACGGCUGGAGCAGGUUGAGAGUAAUCUCCAUCGGGCCUUGCGGCUACAGCGCUUCUUCCAGCAGGCCCAUGAGUGGGUGGAUGAGGGUUCUGCUCGGCUGGCAGGAGCUGGGCCAGGUCGGGAGGCCUUGCUGGCAGCCUUAGCCCUUCGACGGGCCCCGGAGCCCAGUGCUGGCACCUUCCAGGAGAUGCGGGCCCUGGCCUUGGACCUGGGCAGCCCAGCAGCCCUGAGAGAAUGGGGACGCUGCCGGGCCCGUUGCCAAGAGCUGGAGAGGAGGAUUCAGCAACAGCUGGGAGAGGAGGCCAGUCCUCGGGGCCAGCGACGACGACGGGCAGACAGUGCCAGCAGUGCUGGGGCCCAGCGAGGCUCCCACAGUCCCUCACCCAGCCUCAGCUCCCUGCUGCUCCCCAGCAGCCCUGGGCCACGGGCUGCCCCAUCCCAUUGCUCCCUGGCCCCAUGUGGAGAAGACUACGAGGAGGAAGGUCCCGAGCUGGCUCCAGAAGCAGAUGGCAGGCCCCCAAGGGCAGUGCUAAUCCGAGGCCUGGAGGUCACCAGUACCGAGGUGGUAGACAGGACGUGCUCACCACGGGAACAUGUGCUGCUGGGCCGGGCUGGGGGACCAGAUGGGCCGUGGGGAGUAGGCACCCCCCGGAUGGAGCGCAAGCGAAGCAUCAGUGCCCAGCAGCGUCUGGUGUCUGAACUGAUUGCCUGUGAACAGGAGUAUGUGACCACCCUAAGUGAACCGGUACCAUCCCCUGGACCUGAGCUGACCCCUGAACUUCGGGGCACCUGGGCCGCCACUCUGAGUGCCCGGGAGAGACUUCGAAGCUUCCACAGGACACACUUUCUACGUGAGCUUCAGGGCUGCGCUGCCCACCCUCUGCGCAUUGGGGCCUGCUUCCUUCGCCAUGGGGACCAGUUCAGCCUCUAUGCUCAGUAUGUGAAGCACCGACACAAACUGGAAAAUGGUCUGGCUACACUCAACCCCCCAGCCAAGGGCUCCAUGGAGAGUGGCCCUUACCUGCCCCGGGCCCUGCAGCAGCCCUUGGAGCAACUGGCUCGGUAUGGGCGGCUCUUGGAGGAGCUCCUGAGGGAAGCUGGGUCUGAGCCAAGUUCUGAGCGCCAGGCCCUUGGGGCUGCUCUGCAGUUGCUCAGAGAACAAGAGUCCCGAGGCAGAGACCUACUAGCUGUAGAGGCAGUGCGAGGCUGUGAGAUAGAUCUGAAGGAGCAAGGACAGCUCUUGCAUCGGGAUCCCUUCACUGUCAUCUGUGGCCGGAAGAAGUGUCUUCGCCAUGUCUUUCUUUUUGAGCACCUCCUUCUGUUCAGCAAGCUCAAGGGCUCUGAAGGGGGUUCUGAGACUUUUGUUUACAAGCAGGCUUUUAAGACUGCUGACAUGGGGCUUACAGAAAACAUUGGGGACAGUGGACUCUGCUUUGAACUGUGGUUUCGGCGGCGGCGUGCACGAGAGGCAUACACUCUGCAGGCAACUUCACCAGAGAUCAAACUGAAGUGGACGAGUUCUAUUGCCCAGCUGCUAUGGAGACAGGCAGCCCACAACAAGGAACUCCGAGUACAGCAAAUGGUCUCUAUGGGUAUUGGAAAUAAACCCUUCUUGGACAUCAAAGCCCUUGGGGAACGGACCCUGAGUGCCCUGCUCACUGGAAGAGCCGCCCGCACCCGGGCCUCCGUGGCCGUGUCAUCCUUUGAGCAUGCCGGCCCUUCCCUUCCCGGCCUCUCGCCGGGAGCCUGCUCCCUGCCUGCCCGCGUCGAGGAGGAGGCCUGGGAUCUGGACGUCAAGCAAAUUUCCCUGGCCCCAGAAACACUUGACUCUUCUGGAGAUGUGUCCCCAGGACCAAGACACAGCCCCAGCCUGCAACCCCCCCACCCUGGGAGCAGCACUCCCACCCUGGCCAGUGGAGGGAUCUUAGGGCUAUCCCGGCAGAGUCAUGCCCGAGCCCUGAGUGACCCCACCACACCUCUGUGACCUAGAGAAGAUCCAGAACUUGGCUGCAGCCCCUCCUCUCCACGUGUUUUGGGCUGGGAUGUCAGUGGGACAUAACAAAGGACUAGAAGAGCACCAAAUUCCUUCCCUCUGCUCCCUGAACAGAAAGGGGAUUCAAGGACCAGAACAUCCCCCUGCUACUGCUAUCUCUAGCUCUCCCCUGCUUGGUGCCUUAUCCUGCAGGAACCAGAAUGGCCAUAUCUGCUUCCCUUCAUAGCCUGGAAAAGGGAAAUUAUCCCUUUUCUAAUUUUCCCUCAUCCUUGGCCACUACGCAACCCCAGGACACCUCUCUGACAGCCUGUUUCUCCUCAUCCCCUGAUUCUCCCAGAGAAGACUCAUCUCUGCCAGGUCAACUGGUACCUGGUAACUCCAUCCUGGGAUAUCACAGGAAAUGGAGCUAUGAAAACCAUUACUACAGAGUGGGGCCGGAACUGCAGACUUUUUAUGUGUAAUUAUUGUUAUUAUAAUACUAUUAUUAUAUUAAAUGUAUUUACUCACACUUUGCCUCCCAGGAGCCAGAACAAUCCUCUGGAUUAAGGUAUUGCAACUAACUUGAGCACCUCCCUAAACCAACCAUUAACUAGAAUACAGAAAAUAAAACCAAGGCUGAAGUACCCUUUAUCCUUUACUGUCCAAAAACUAUGCAAGAGCCUGGGAAAAUGUGCUUCCUCCAUAGUGGCUUCCAGAAGAUCAAUGAAUUUUUGGAGGUUCCUUCUCCCACAUCUUGAGGCUAACUAAGCUAGUCACAGACAAACUGGGGUCUAGCACAGCCCAACAGUUUUCCAAAGAGGUCUUCAAGCCACAGUGCAUGAGAACCCCCUAGCCUAUUUCUUAAAUGCUACCUUUUGGGCACCACCCAGAGAUACUAAAUCUGAAGACUGGGUUAAGGCCCAAGAUUCUACAUUUCUUGUCUAGCUCUCUGAAUGAUAAUUUAAUGCCUGAAGAGGUUAACUAUUUCUAAAGCAGAAGAGCCCAAGGAAAGAAACAGGACAUAGGCAGACAGGACACAGGGCCUUGUGCCUCAAGACACCUGUUUAUUGGGGACACGACUCUGCAACAGGGAUGACAGGAAUCGUACCAAAAAUAGCAAUGUCUACAGGGCCCCUGAUGGGGCUAGAAGGGUACAGUGCCCCCCCCACCCCCACCCCUUGUACAAAAAUAAACUCUCACGCCUAUGGACCAGCAAA
Messenger RNA from Marmota flaviventris (yellow-bellied marmot), 5847 nucleotides. It is a transcript of the gene Arhgef40, whose product is annotated as Rho guanine nucleotide exchange factor 40. NCBI's taxonomy places the organism in Eukaryota, Metazoa, Chordata, Mammalia, Rodentia, Sciuridae. Gene Ontology annotation, molecular function: guanyl-nucleotide exchange factor activity. The record is from RefSeq and is a predicted model, not a curated record.